Benincasa hispida (wax gourd) is the source of this 2013-nucleotide messenger RNA. Its product is annotated as ARM repeat superfamily protein. The record is from RefSeq and is a predicted model, not a curated record. Lineage: Eukaryota; Viridiplantae; Streptophyta; Magnoliopsida; Cucurbitales; Cucurbitaceae. Gene Ontology annotation, molecular function: protein binding.
ACAACCAUACAAACCCUCGUAGUUCUAUCGAAACCCAUAUUCCCAAAAAAGGUGUAGUAAAUGUAAAACCACACUCAUACACAAACCCAAAAAUACCAUUUCUCUUCCGCCGUUAGAUUCCUUUCUUUCUCUCUCUGUUUUCUCUUUUCCGGCCAUGAAAUUUUCCCGACAAACAGACUGAAAUUGGAAUUUUGGGGGUUUUGAACUGAGAUUUUGAUUUCCAGUUUUGGAAAUGGUGUCGCUUGAGGAUUCUCAUUCCACUUCUAAUCGGUUUCCUUUAAGCAGAAAUUGUUACAGUCCGUCGUCUACCACUUCCAGUAAAAUUAGCCGGAACAUUGGCCGUUCUAUGCGUACUAUUCGCUCUAAUUUCUUUCAAGAUGAUAAUAGUUGCACCUUUAAUGGCUCUGUUGCAGCGAAAUCCAGCUGUAUAUCUGAGAAUCUCACCGAUUCUGUCAUCGACCUUAGGCUUGGCGAGUUGGCAUCACGUAGCCCUAAAUGGCCCAAGCAAUCUUCUGAACAGGAACAGGAUUUUCUUGAACUUUCCCAUGCUUUCAGUGAUUUCUCUGCUUGUAGCAGUGAUAUUUCCGGGGAGUUGCAGAGACUUGCAAGUUUGCCCUCCAUGGCGGUUGUUCCUAAACGAGAAGGUGAAGAUGCUGACCCCGAGCCUGAACCUUGUUUAGGGUUUUUGCAGAGGGAGAAUUUCUCCACUGAGAUUAUUGAGAGUAUUUCGCCCGAAGAUCUACAGCCGACUGUCAAGAUCUGCAUCGAUGGGCUUCAGGCAUCGUCAAUUGCAGUGAAGCGAUCUGCGGCGGCUAAACUGAGGCUUCUGGCGAAGAAUCGGUCUGAUAAUCGGGUACUCAUUGGGGAGUCCGGGGCUGUUCCUGCUUUAAUUCCUUUGCUUCGAUCUACCGAUCCAUGGACACAAGAGCACGCUGUAACUGCCUUGCUGAAUCUCUCACUCCACGAGUCUAAUAAAGUUAUUAUUACGAAUGCUGGAGCCAUAAAGUCGCUGGUUUAUGCGCUCAAAACUGGCACCGAAACUUCGAAACAGAAUGCAGCUUGUGCUCUGAUGAGCCUCGCUUUGUUGGAGGAAAACAAAACUUCGAUUGGGGUUUGCGGGGCUAUUCCACCACUGGUAUCUUUACUACUGAAUGGAUCGAAUAGAGGGAAAAAGGACGCGCUCACUACACUCUACAAGCUUUGCUCGAUCAAACCGAACAAGGAGCGGGCCGUCACGGCCGGAGCUGUGAAACCAUUGGUGGCGCUAGUAGCGGAGCAAGGCACGGGUUUAGCAGAGAAAGCGAUGGUGGUUCUUAAUAGCUUGGCUGGGAUUCAAGAGGGAAAGGAUGCGAUUGUGGAAGAGGGUGGAAUUGCUGCGCUAGUGGAAGCAAUUGAAGAUGGGUCGGUGAAAGGGAAGGAAUUUGCGGUGUUGACACUCUUGCAACUGUGUGUUGAGAGUAUGAGAAAUAGAGGAUUGCUUGUAAGGGAAGGUGGAAUUCCACCUCUGGUUGCUCUUUCGCAGACUGGAAGCGUUCGAGCAAAGCAUAAGGCGGAAACGCUUCUGGGGUAUUUAAGAGAACCAAGACAAGAAGCAUCUUCAUCAAGUCCUUAACACAAGGCGUGAGAUGGGUUUUUUUAGAAGGUAAUUGUAUUAUUAAGUAGUGGUAUCGUGGUUGUUGUAUAUAGGGAGUGGUUUUUUUGAUGGUUUGUACAGCGUGGUUGAGGAGGUUGGAAGAAUGAAGAUUGUAGAAUGGAGUAAGUAGUGCAGUUAGUAAAGUAAAAAACUGACGAUUAGAGAACAAGAUGUAUGAUUUUUAACUAGGUUAUGGGAUAUCCUUUUUUAAUGACAUUCCGUUUUACUAAAUAGUGGAAUAUCUUGGUUUGCUUUUCUGGGUUUGGGGAUUUGAUGAAAAUUCUGAUUGGUUGUGUGUUUUGUAUGGGUGAACCCAAAUUCUGUGGAACUGAUCGUCUUGUUUUACAUAUUAAAGCUGCGAAUUGCACAAAAUUUUGUAA